CAAAUGGUUGAAGUUUUGCUUUUUAAAAAUAAGAUGGGAGGAAGUAGAAAAAAAUUCAAGUAUUUGAUAACUACAUUUUUGGCCUAAAAUAUUUUUUUUCUUAUCAUUUUGAUAGACAACCUGAAAGUGAGUCCUGCUCUGUCAGCAGACAGAUGAAAAGUGGCGUUUAAAAACCGUCCAGUGGAAUAUAUAGACAGAGCAGUAACCUGGAAACACCAGAAUUCUAAUGGAGUUCAUACAAUGACGUGUGGGGGGGAAGUCCCCCCCAAUUCUAGAAUUGCACCCACUUUGUUGUCCAUAGGUUUGAACAGACUGGGCCAAUGAUCUGACUCAGUGGUCUGAAGUGUCAUUUACACACAGCUUCUACUACUGAAUGGAGAUGGCAGCCGUACCAGUCAAAUACAGAGAUCGUCAAAAGUACAUUUGUUAUGAGGGGCAACUGACUUUCAAAUGCUUUUUGGAGUGUGAUGAGUGAAAAAUGUCCUUACACACAGGUAUGAGAUGCUUUUUCCUGCAUACAUGUUAUCAUGGGUUUUAUAUGGUUAUAGUUUUUUUGAAUAGGGUCAUUUCAAAUUGACAUGGUUGCAAGACAACUUAUGCUGAUGUUCUACAUGGAGAUUAUAGAUAAAGUUUGCUUCUAACUCCUGUCCAGUUCUGGCUUUCAAAUAGAAAGAAUGAUGGAUAUCUGUCAUCUACAACCUACCAACUACAUGCAAUUUUUAAUUCAAGUUUAAAUUUAUUUAAUUUAAACUUAAUUAAAAACAGAAAGGGGGGGGGGUCUAGUUGUGGUGUAGUUCUACAAUACUUAAACUGAUACGAUAAUUAAAUCAAUUUUUAUUUGUACAGCGUCAAAUCAUAAAAGUCAUCUCAUGGCCCUUUACAAGUAAAGCAGAUAAAGACCAUGCUCUACUAAUUAGAGAAACCCAACCAAUUCCCAAAUAUAUGUUAGAAAUGGGUACAGACGCAAAUUAGCUCUAAGCUAUAAUCUGGUACAGUGCAUCAAAUGAUGCCAUUCAUGUUUUAAUAUUUACAUUGUCCUGUUUUAAACAAUAAUUAAACUGAUAAAUGGAAUUAACCUGUAAUAGUUUUGAGAUUACACAAACCAUUCAAGAGAAGAUGCCCUUUGAUUUACUCUUGAUCAGUUGUUUCUCUACUAUACUCAGCAAAUCCAUCUGUAAGGUUGUGUAAACUUACUUUGUCAUCACAGUUGCCAAGAAGUUUGACAUUCCAACCCUGGACCUCAAAGUUUAUGAUGACUCCAAAACUGAAAUUGAUGAGGAGGUGUUUGAGUUUCUUGUAAAAAGUCAAAACCUUGGAGUGCUGGAGAUAUGUUUGCCUGAAACCCCAAAUCCUGAUGAUUCAUUGAACUCCUCUUCAAGUUGCUCCUUUGAAAGCACCAGUGGAGAGAAUGAGGGGGACUCUAACAGCACCAUCAUAUUGCAGUCCAGUCCUUCUACAAGACGUGCAAAUAAGGCUACUUCUCUAGCUCAGGACAAGUCCUUCAAGGUGUGUUAAAGAGGAGUAUGCAAGGGGCAUCACUGCCUUGUGUCCAUACUUGUCUGAUCCUGAACAGGUUUGGCUAUGCGCAUUUUUACAAUGCAGAAGAGGGGAGUGGGUAUCUAGCAUGGAGACUGAAAUUUGUCCAAAGGAAGCAUCAGAAGGACAAAAGAGGACCGGCCGACAGCCACUGACACAAAGAGGUGGUCCAGAACGUGAUGGAGAACCCUUUGUGGAGGAGAACUGGCUAAACACAGACACCCUGUGUUCAGAGGCCACAGCACUAAUGAAGCAUACAGCGGAUGAAGCAGUUGUCAAGGAGAAGAUGAAGCAGACCUUCAUCUAUCGCCAAAAGAUGGUUCAUGACCCAGUGAAGUCUUCCGACAUAUUCACAACAUUUCCAAGAUUCCUAGACAUUGCAGGAUUGAUUGAGCAAGAUUUCAGUCUGAUGUUUGGUGAUGCCAUCUCUGCAAGUUUCCUGGAGAAGUGGCCCACGGUCUACAAGAGGAAAGUCCUUCAACAAAGCCGUGGCCUCACACAGGCAGCUGAACUUCAAGACCUUGUUCAAAACGCUGAAUCUACAGAAGAAGUAGAAAAUGAGUCUCUUGAGAAUCUGUGCCACAACUGUGGAGCACAGGACACUGAUGACCCACAGUGGAUUGCCUGUGACAUCUGUGGGAGGUGGUAUCACCACACACGUGUGAGCAGUCCACUAUUGCAUGAGGCCUACCUCUGUGCUGUGUGCAAAAUAGACUGAUAACAUUUUUCAUUGUCCUUCUGCUUAGCCAGCCCUCAUCCAUCCAUCCAUCCAUCACCAAUUUCCAAUUGUAUAAUAUGUUAUUGUUGCAUUAUAUGUUGUUGUUGCUUAAGUUUUGUUUUUUUGUUUUUUUUUUAAGUUGUUUUAAGUUGUUGUUUUGUUAAGUUGUUAAGUUUAUUGUUUAAGUUGUGCAUGGUUAACACAUUAGUUAUUUACAGUACUUAUUUUACAUUUUUCCUUUUAAUACACAUUUAAAUUAAACAUUUUGAUGAAAGGCUGUAAAGAUUUUGAAUGUUGAGUCUU
This is a messenger RNA of Sphaeramia orbicularis (orbiculate cardinalfish), 2557 nucleotides long. RefSeq lists its product as uncharacterized. NCBI's taxonomy places the organism in Eukaryota, Metazoa, Chordata, Actinopteri, Kurtiformes, Apogonidae. The coding region runs from base 1625 to 2254 and encodes 209 amino acids. The transcript is spliced from 9 exons. The record is from RefSeq and is a predicted model, not a curated record.